UCUGAUAGAAGUGGACGCUACUACGCGUUUGAGAAGAUUUUUUUUUUUUUUUUUGAAAGUUGUGUGACUCAAUUGAUUAUAAAAUAGUGGAACGCAUUGGAAAGUGUUGGGCUGUGUGAUAUGUGAUUUAAAUGUUUGUUAUUACUUUUCAACCAUGCAUAGUAUAACACAAAAGUUAAGAAACGUUUUCUCGUGGCAACAUGACACCUACGAAUUUGAGAGUUAUCAAGCUGUGACAGCGAUGAGCAGCGAAAAUAUGCAGACUAAUCAAGAUCAAAGUUCCACUGCCGUACCGAAAAAGGGAAAACUAUUCAAGCCGAAGUCAACACAACCAAAAGUUCCACGAGGCGCAGUGUCAAAAAUUUCCAAAGACAAGCAAAAAUUAAACCAAAUCCUAGUUACAAGAAACCCGUCUGUAUCAUCGGCACAAUUGAACGCCGCAGUUCCUUUAGUCAACAUUCGCCGAGUACCGUCGAACAAAUCAGUUUUAUCAGAGCUUCAGACGGACUCGAGCAAAGCUUCUACAUUAGCCAGUUCCAAUCGGGUGACUUCCUUGUACAGCAACGUCACCGUUCGUAAUAAAACGAAAAAUCCAACUAGAUCCGCCGUCUCGGCUGCCAUCACCAGUAGAUCGGAAAGCUCCAGCCCGGCUAGACCGAAUAGCCAUCAGAGGGGACUGUUUUCCAUCAAUCGAGCUUUGCCGAAAGUGCCAGCUACUUCCGGCUCACGUCCGCCAUCAGGUGGCAGCACCAAGCAACCACUAACUAACACCACCAAAAGCUCAGCGGAUGCUGUGAGUCCGAGGAUACAGCGACAAGCCAUUACUCGAAAAGCGCCUCCUGUGCCCGGUGUAGUAAGUACAACCGACAGCAAAAGCCCCCGAAAAGUAAGAGAGAAACCGCCACCAGACGAUGAACCGGUUUACGCCACAAUAAGUCGACGUACUCCGACAUCGAUUCGCAGACAACCGGUGCUUUCGACAUUCGGAAAAGCCAGAGGUCAAGGUCCCUCGGGAUCGAAACAUUCUUCCCAAUCGACGAACAACAUCGCGUCCACGAAUGGCGGCUCCAUUAAGGGUGCGUCGUCCGUAUCGAGUCUAGACUGCGUUGGAAUUGCGGCCGUUCCACCGAAGUCAACCGCCAAGCAUAACCGAGCCCUGCACGGAUCCAAAGACAAACUAGACCAAUACGGAUCCAACAGUCAACCGUUUCAAGCCAAAGGCUCGCGGGAAAAGCUUGCCGAUCUGAAACAUUUCGGUAAGGAGCCCAAAGCUGCUGGAAUCCGCGGUAUUUCGACGAAAACCGGCAAUCAAAUGCCCAUCGUCCAACCGCAGCCUCCGGUUCACCAGCAUCACCAGUUGGAGCAGUUCCAAGGAGCGGGACAGCUGCCACGAGCCGGUAGUCGCAGUGAAUUGGAUCAACGCGAUGACGAUGCCUAUUCCAGUGCCACCGAGGAGAUUGUAAUUUCCAAGGACCUGACAGCAAUCAGCUUCGGUGGGCCAAUGGAGGACCUCAAAGGCAACAGGAUGCAGGAAUUACAUUCGCAUCUGGAGAGACUAAGGCAGGAGAAUGCGGAUUUGGAGGAAAAAGUCGUCGCAAUGUCGGUCUAUCAGAAAGAAGUUCAAGCGCUCCGGGAUGAAAUUGUCAAACUACAAACAUCGCAAGAAAUGAGCAAUAGUGAACUGCAUCGGUUGCUCGAUGAAAAUGAAACUCUCAGGGACCGGCUUAAAACCGUUGUGCAAUCACCCUUGUCAGACUCCGAGAAGCAGCAGAUCAUACGAGACUCCCAAAGGCUUCACAGCUCUGCGCCGGCGUCCAUAGCGUUACCAAAUAACAUGGAUAUGGAGGGUACUCCAUGUGUCACACCUGACUGGGAUAAACAAUCGUCGAGUAGUGAGAUUGCUGUUGCUUGUCUACAAGAUAAAAUAACGCAGAUGGAGGAAACUCAUUAUUCCACCAACGAAGAACUCCAAGCAACCCUGCAAGAGCUAGCCGACUUGCAGUCGCAAAUCAACGAGCUUCAAACCGACAACGAACGGUUAGCGGAGGAGAAGGACGUCAUUUUCCAGUCCCUCUGUAGACAAACCGAGAAACUAGAGGACUCUCGUACCCAAAUCGGUACCCUGCAAAAACUGCUGCUGCGAGAGCCCAACCAACAGGACGGAGGUUCUACAGAACGGGAGCAAAAGCUGGUGGAAUUGCUGAAAAAUGCCCAAGAAGAACGGGAAAGCCUUAUGCUGAAACAGGAAGAACUGAACUCUGAGCUUAACGAACUUAAAGUGGCCUUGGAAGACACAACCAAUGAGAAAUUAAGACUGCAUGAAAGAAUCGGAGUCCUAGAGUCUACCAUCGAUGCAACUAAUGCCGAAAGAACUGAAAUAGAUGCGCAGCUACUGCAGUCCAAGGAAGACAGCUCAGUGAAACAAAUAGAAAUUAGUCGACUGACCACGUUGCUGGAGAAUGCGCGGGCUAAGAUCGAGGAACUGGAACAAGACCGUGCCUUGGGCGAUAAGUCCGACCUGGGCGAACUACUCGAUACCGCUCGGAAGGAAAAGGAUGCCCUGGAAAUUCAAGUUGCAUCCCUUCAGGAGCAAGUCUCCAUCAGCCAGUGUGAAAUACAAAAACUGAAAGAUCAGUUGGCUCGGAUGAGCGAAGAAUGCAAGGUUGUACGAAACAAUGCCAAAUGUGUGAUCUCCGAUCUCGAGUACAAGCACGAAAAUAUAAAACAGGAGAAAGUCAAAAUUGCUAGUGAUUGCCAGCAACUGCAGGAGAAUGUCAGUGAGUUACAGGUUCAGAACAAGUGUCUCAACGAAGACAAAGCCCAGCUGGAGGCGCUGCUGUCGGAAACGCAGCGCCAUCUGGGCGACACCGAGCGAUUGCUUGCGGAAAAGACUGAUGAACUAAACCAAGAGAUUAACUUAAGAAGGCAGGAAAGCGAAGAGUGGGACCGGUUCCAAUCGGACCUGCUGAUGACCGUUCGGGUGGCCAAUGAUUUCAAAACCGAGGCACAUAACGCGCGAGAGCAGCUCGCGCUCGAUAACAAAGCGCUCCGCGAGCGAAUACGCAUCAUGGAGCAGCAAGUUGAGAAGCUCAAUAAACCUAUUGGUGUAGAAGUAGUUGAUACAAAUGCGGAUUGCAUGUCACUUAGUUAUGAGAAAUUAAACGACCUAAAACAGGGGUUAUCCGCAUCCAUCGAUAAUCUUAACACGUACGAUCGGAAUGUGGACGAGUUCUCCAAUCAUGUAAAAAUUCUUCGGGAACAGAUGAACUCGUUUUCGUUUUCGGCUGCACUUGAUCCAAAAAAUCAAACGAAUGACGAAAAACAACGGAUAUCUGAAGGAGGUGAAGAUCAUGCUUCUCCAGUUAACAAUGCGAGAUGCAUUGACGUGGAUGCUCUACCACCACUACCACAUUCAAAACCUCCAAAAAUGUCUGUUCAUUUCAUGGACGAUGAUCAAAUCGAACACAUUGAACCAAUCACAAACGAUGCCAAUCGAUGUUCGUAUGAGAUAGAGGAAAUUAAUUAUCAAAAGAGAAACCAAAAAGGUCGAUAUGCUUCACCAGCACUUUUAGGCAAACAAUCAUACGACUUGUCUUCAACGAAUUCCUCGAGUGAAGCCGUAGAAUCGUCGGACGAGGACAGCUCUCCUGGACCAAUUUUCCGACCGAUUGCCAUUUCUAGAAGUAACGAAAAUCUAUCACAGCACAGUUUUCAACUAGUCAAACCCGUACCCUUGUUCGCAUCGAAAAGUAUUCAAGAUUUGAGAGGAGCCGGAGAGUACAAAAAGCAAAACUCCCUGGAACCAUUAUUUUAUUCGAAAAGCACCGACGACCUAAUACUUCCAGAUAUUGAUGGAAUGAAUAAGACCACCAAUCUAUCCAAGUUCAAAAAAUUCCGGUAUAGCCGAUCUAGUAGUACUAGUCUGAGCAAUCUAAACUUGAAGGAAGAUGAUCCGGAGUCGAUCUAUGCGAAUAUUGAAUUUUGUUCUACAGCUUCUGAGAAAUACGCCAGUAUUUCCAACAAGAAACCUAAGCCAUUACCAAGGAUGAAUAGUAUAGAUGAACUGAAUGUUGUUACUAGGGAUGCACCGCCAAGUAAAACGAAAACCUUAGUCUACGUAAUUGACAAAAAUACGAACGAGUUCGUGCUUACAGAAAAUCCACCAAAUAUCGUAGAACCCCCCAAACAAAUAGCUCCGAAGCCCAGAAAACCUAUCGAGAAUGUCAACGCCUAUGAUGACGCAAAACUGGAUCAGUUGAAGAGAACUUCGUUUGUUCUGAACAAACCUAACAAUACAAAACAAUUAGGUAGUGGACAAAAAUGGACUAAUCAAACUAAAAACAGUAUAGUCGCAUCUACCGAAUCACAUCAAUCCAUAUUCAACACCGUACAGCAGGAGAUGGCUGUAAGGAGGCAGCAGAAGUCCGCAAUCCAGCGGCAGGAUUCGCGCCUUUCAGUGAAAAGCCUUAUCGAAAGCAUCGAAAAUUCAGCGAAACAGGCCAAAGUUUCUGCCGAGUCGCGAUGUAGUUCUAGCUCUAGCAUAAAUAGCAUUCCAGCCGAUACAGUGGUUAAUCCCACGAUGGCAACCAGCAACGCAGUGACGAAAAAUGCCAACAAUCACAAUGGAAACGAAAGCAGCGCUGUGCUCCACUCGCCACUGAUAUCUUCAAUGACGGCAAAAAGUCCACUGCGCGAACAACAACAGCCCACAACUGUUAGCAAUAUUAGCAGUAAUCCCAAGAACAAUCCCACAGAUACAGUAUUGCUGAUUAAAACUCAAAAUCUCAUCGCAAACAGCAGCGGUAAUCUUGACAGUAGCAAUAAUAACAAUAGUAAUUACAGUAACAAUAACAUUAGUUGCAACAACAACAACAAAGUUUCCACCCUGAUCAGUAAUAGUUAUAAUCACUCCGGGAAAUUGUUCAAACAACAAGCCGAUGACCAUGUUACUGCAUCGAUACUGUCACACAAAACAAUGGACUACGUUCGGCGAAACAGCUAUGGCGACAUAAGUGACCGGAAGGACCCGCUCAAUGCCCUGGUCAAAAAUGGAGGCUCCAAGCGGAAUGCGUUGCUGAAGUGGUGUCAAAACAAGACUGUCGGCUACCGGAAUAUAGACAUAACAAACUUUAGUUCCUCGUGGAAUGAUGGUCUGGCGCUGUGUGCCAUCAUGCACUCCUAUCUGCCGGAUCGCAUCCCGUACGACAAGCUGAGUCCAAACGAUAAACGACGCAACUUUAGCUUGGCUUUCGCAGCAGCCGAAAGCGUCGGUAUACCGACAUCUUUGAGUAUCGACGACAUGUGCCAGUUGGAGCGACCAGACUGGCAGCAAGUGAUGGGCUACGUGACGGCAAUUUAUAAACAUUUCGAAACAUGAAGAGAGCUAUUCGACAUGGUAAACGACGACAGCUUCACAAACAAUGAAGAACAGACCAGGCAAUUACUAUUUUCUAUGACUUCCAGUUUCACGCAUACCUGUGUGUGAGUGUUUAUUUUAAUCGCGUUACUAUACCGUUAUUUAUUACAAAAGCAUACAUUAGCUGCUGCAUUGUUGAUGAUUACCUGAUCAUAACUCGAAAUACAAUACAAUUUUGACAAUA
Molecule: messenger RNA, 5600 nt
Organism: Aedes albopictus (Asian tiger mosquito)
Lineage: Eukaryota; Metazoa; Arthropoda; Insecta; Diptera; Culicidae
Product: cytospin-A
Exons: 16
Coding region: 155-5377 (1740 amino acids)
Biological process (GO): actin cytoskeleton organization
Cellular component (GO): filamentous actin; microtubule organizing center
Molecular function (GO): protein binding
Source: RefSeq, a predicted model, not a curated record